Dinoponera quadriceps is the source of this 1153-nucleotide messenger RNA. Its product is annotated as sodium- and chloride-dependent GABA transporter 1-like. Lineage: Eukaryota; Metazoa; Arthropoda; Insecta; Hymenoptera; Formicidae. The record is from RefSeq and is a predicted model, not a curated record. The transcript is spliced from 2 exons. The coding region runs from base 12 to 371 and encodes 119 amino acids. Gene Ontology annotation, cellular component: membrane.
UCUACGGUUUAAUGGGUUACGAACCUUUAACAUACGAAGACUACAUUUAUCCUAUUUGGGCAAACGUAUUGGGUUGGUUGGUCGCAUGUUCUUCUAUCAUUAUGAUCCCAGGUAUGGCGAUUUACAAAAUCAUGAGCACGCCCGGAUCUAUUGUUCAAAAAUUUAAAAUCCUAACAACUCCGUGGCGAGACACGCAACGUCAAAGGAACGAUCUAUCUUCAGUGGCAAACGGUGCAAUUCGACGAAGUUUCAUGGCCGAGCAAGAUUUUGAUAUCACAAAGGAUCACGAAUUAACAAAAGAACAAACGGAGGUAAUGAUUCAACCUAGAGAGAGUGUGAAAGGGUGCGAUCCACCUCCAGAACCAGUCUAGGACAGUGCAGUUGUUAUGUUGCACGGUGCACGGUUCCAAGUGUAUCUCUGCUAGAGCGUAAUCGCCGGGCAAGGUCCUACGACGACGAGUAAUAUUCACUCAUCAAAAUGGACAACGAUACAUUUUUUGCACGGAUCACAUUCGGAUACAGUCCUAACUUAAAUUUUAGGGCCCCGGCUUGAUUGACAAGAUUGCUUUAAUUGAAGUCUACGACUGGACAUUUGCGCCUAUUUCGCUUUGUUCCUUCUGCGAUGAACGGAGACGAGUUCUGUUCAAAAUUCCGUAUCACUUAUAUUAUUAUGAUAAAAGCUCUACUAAUAAUUACGUAGGUAUAGAUUGAAAAUCUAGAAAGAAGAGUAUAUCAUCGCAGCAAUGUCUCUAGCUUCGCUUUCCCUCGAAAGGAUCCAAUGGAAAUUUCUCACAGUAAUUUCGGAUGCUGUAAAUAUAGUCACAUAUAUUACGAAAUAUGAAAUAUAAAAUACGAAUCUCUUUCUCGAAUGAUUACUGACAAAUACUGAAACGCGUAGCGAAAGAACAGUCGAUAUCACGUUUCGUCUAACGAACGUGUUUAUCGUGCUAUUUUAUCAAAUGUUCUCAAACGAGAACUAUACCACCUAUCUACCUUGGAUGACAAUUUUAAAUUUAAGAGAACCAUUUAUGUUGAAAAUUUAGUUUAACUUAGGCAAUCAUUUACACCAUAUAUAUAAUGAAUUCGAUAUUUUGCUGGAUUGAGCCAACUAAUAAUGGAUUUGUUUCGAGAUAAUUAACCUUUAUUUACUUAA